AUGCGGCUGCAUCCAAUUUGGGCCGCCGUCGGCCUUUUCCUCUCCGCCUUCCCGUUCUUCUACCUCUUGAACACCGUCGCAGCCCUGCACAGCCCUCUGGUGAUUGCAGUCCUCGGCAUUAUUAUUCUGUCGCCUUUGUUUGCUCUGAUUUAUCUCCCAAGCCGCUCCUACAAGGAUCCUCUUUUGUAUGUGUUCAUGGUCCUUUGCUUCAUUGCUGGAACUGAUGCUGUGAUCGCUUUGGAGAAAGACGGCUACACCAGCAGCUUUGCAGAUUUCUACAUCAGAGAGGGUGAGCCUUAUCUGGGCACAGCAUAUGGCAUUAUGAUAUCCUACUGGCACGCUGUGGUGAACUUUGCCAUGUAUCUCCUCAUGAUUGCAGCCAUUAUUCAAAGAAAGAGUUAUCGGAACGUUGGCCUCUAUUGGACAGGAUCCUUCACCAUGGCACUUGUGGUCUUUCUGCUGGGAAAUGUGAUUGGGAAAUACAGCUCUGAGAUCCAACCAGCCUUUCUGCUCAACCUUCCUUAUCUCAUCAUACCCAUCUGGGCAGCCAAAAGAUUGUUUGACCAGCCCAGGACCUGCCCUCUGCCAACAGCUGAUCAGGUUGCAGAAGAGCAAAACAAGAAUCUGCUUCAGCGCCCUCUGGAUUUGGGCUUGGUAGGAUUUCUCCUUUUGGCUGUGGUCUACACACUCUUCCGAGGACUGGUUGUUCUGGACUGCCCAGCUAAUUCCUGUUUUGAUUACAUAUACCUGCAAGAACCCUACCUGCGAGAUCCAGUGGCCUAUCCCAAGAUUCAGAUGUUGGUGUAUCUAUUUUAUGUCCUGCCAUAUUUCUGCAUCUGCAUCUAUGGAUUACUCGUUCCUGGAUGCACAUGGAUGGGAGACUGGGCCUUGGUUUUUGCUGGUGCUAUUGGACAGGCUCAGUUUUCCCACAUUGCUGCCUCCAUUCACCAUCGCACUCCUUUUCCGUACCGCAUCCCAGAAAGAGAUUGGUGGUUUGUGGUCCUCUGCAACGUAGCCUAUGCGGUGGGCCCACAGCUCUUAGCUUACCGCUGUCUCUACAAGCCUGCCUUUUUCUGUAGCCCCGUUUCCCAGUCCAAAGACAAGAAGAACCAAUGA
This is a messenger RNA of Ahaetulla prasina, 1116 nucleotides long. It is a transcript of the gene TM6SF2, whose product is annotated as transmembrane 6 superfamily member 2. Gene Ontology annotation, cellular component: endoplasmic reticulum membrane; endoplasmic reticulum-Golgi intermediate compartment membrane. The record is from RefSeq and is a predicted model, not a curated record. Gene Ontology annotation, biological process: lipid homeostasis; regulation of lipid metabolic process. The transcript has 10 exons. Lineage: Eukaryota; Metazoa; Chordata; Lepidosauria; Squamata; Colubridae. The coding region runs from base 1 to 1116 and encodes 371 amino acids.